Messenger RNA from Paramecium primaurelia, 338 nucleotides. NCBI's taxonomy places the organism in Eukaryota, Ciliophora, Oligohymenophorea, Peniculida, Parameciidae. The record is from the annotation of a GenBank genome assembly.
UGAAAGAAGAAAUGAUAAGCGAUACUUUAUUGCUUGUGUCUAUAAUAGGUGCAGCAUCUAUUUUAGUAGUGAUUGGGAUAUACUGUAUAUGGAGAAAACUAAAGAUUAGAACCAUUGAUAAUUUGAAUAAUAAACCUAUGCCUAAAGCAUAUGUUGAAAUUCCUGACAAAACUGAUAGGUAAGUGAGGCCUCCUACAAAUCCAUAAUAAUGUUCUCCAAAAGGGGAUGAAGAUAGUAUAGCAAUAAAAAGAAAAGUUAAGAAUUUUUCAUCUGCAGUGGUAAACAAGAAGAAAAAUCUCACAAUAAAAAUACCAACUAAAGAAGAAAGUUGAUUGAGC